Molecule: messenger RNA, 2172 nt
Organism: Saccharomyces paradoxus
Lineage: Eukaryota; Fungi; Ascomycota; Saccharomycetes; Saccharomycetales; Saccharomycetaceae
Gene: RIM13
Product: Rim13p
Exons: 1
Coding region: 1-2172 (723 amino acids)
Biological process (GO): proteolysis
Molecular function (GO): calcium-dependent cysteine-type endopeptidase activity
Source: RefSeq, a predicted model, not a curated record
AUGAACGAUUGGCAUGAGUUCAAUUCCGCGGUAAAGUCUAUGUAUUGUAAUGCAGAAGGUGACUCAAGCAGUGUAAUUAAUAGAUUGGUUGACUUAGCAAUGAAAAGUGACGACCCCACUUUUAUCAGGGCCGUUUUAGUUUUGAAAGAAAAUGUGCCGAAAAUAGAUAAACAAUCAAGAUUUUUAUGGCUUACUUCAACUAUCAAUUCGAUGUUUUAUCCCCCUAUACCUAUUUUUGAGGCUUCACCACUAUCUUGGAAUAAUACCGAAUACUGCGCACCUGGCAGUGAAGAAUUACAAAGGCGUUAUCCAGGAAAGGCUAAGUUACAGAAUGAGGAGGGGUAUUCAGGCGGAAUAGAACAAUGCCAAGAUGUAUCAGAUUGCUCACUAGUGGCUUCUCUGAUUAAUCUCAGGGCUAAGAAUUUAAAUCUCCCUCCAAUCAAACAGAUAUCACCAACUAAAUAUCACGUCAAUUUAUGUUUUAAUGGAAGCAACAAGAGGCUAGUAACAGUAGAUAUUUCCCAGAUUCCAACUUCGGUGGAUGGCGAACAGCUUUCAUUAAAAAGUAUGGAUAUUUCGGAUAAGAUUCGUGAGCUUGCACUACUGCUUGUUUCUCAGGGAACAUAUUCAACGGAUGGCUCCAAUAUUAGUAUAGAUACUUACUACCUAAGUGGCUUCUUACCAGAGAUAACGCAAGUAGACAGCUAUCCCUUUGAAAAACUGUGGAAGUUCCACAACUCUAAUCUAUGUUUGAUGGGCGUUGGUACUGGAGAUCGUUCCAAUGACUUGAUAAAGCCCCUGGUUGCGAACCAUGAUUACUCUGUAAUUCAUAUCAGUUACGAAUCUAGGCUAGUCAAAUUGCGAGACCCGAGGAACUCAGCAUUAAAUGUUGAAAUUAGUUAUGAACAGUAUUUAGACAACUUCAAACAACUUUACCUUAACUGGAAUCAGGAAAAGUUAUUCAAACACUCUCAGGUACUCCACUUCCGGUACGACACUGCACGCUACAAUAAAUUUUCCAUAAUUGCAGAUAAACCAUUAUUUUACCUGGUAAAUAAUUCUAAAGUGACAGAAACAGUAUGGCUAUUGCUGGAAUCGCAUUUGCGAAAUGAAGAUAGGAAAAAAAGCCAGUCUAUUUCUUUUUUGAAUGAGGCCCCCGAAUGCAUAGUUUACCCAAUUGAACCGCCAGUAAAUUAUGGCGGUAAUCGUAUUGGACUACAGCUGGUAAAGUUGAGGUUAGAUCCUGAGGCUGAAAUUUUAUUGUAUUGCCAUUCAACAAUAAACAACAAUUUCAGUAUUCAUUCUUUUUCAGUUGUGAAGGAAAUAUGUUUUCAAAGACUGAAAGAUAUAAAUAGCCUUUCUGCCAAAGUGCUUUUCGCUUUUACUCACAAAACAGAUGGAAAAACUUCAUUUGAUACUUACAAUUUUUUUCAAAAUCCGACUUUUGAAUUGGAAGUUCACUCCGAAGAAGAUUAUCAAAUUCUUAUGGAUGCUACAUGUAUCUCAACCAGCUCACAUGAUUUGAUUAACAUUCAAGUAUAUCACUUUAACGAUUAUGAACUGGCACAGCCAAUAAUGUUUGAUAACCACUAUCAGCCUGGACAGAGUCUUAAACAAGACGUACCCAUAUUAACCAAUAUCAAAUAUAUUAUUGUGUGUUCUACUUACGACCCUCCAGCUUCAUCGGAAUUUGAAUUGGUAACCUCAAUACGUUUAUCCUCUUCAUGGAGGUUAAUAUCUGGGAUAAAUUUACGAAGUGUGAACAUGAUAUACGGUGCUUAUCCGUAUCAUUGUCACAACAGGUUUCGUUGGAAGAAAACUUCUAAUAAAAUUAAAAUUCUGAUGGCUUUGCCCACCAAAAAGUAUUCGACGAACAGACUUUUUAUACGUGUGGUGCCGGUGGAAUCAUCAGCACGAUUAAGAAUGCGAUGUAAUAUUUUCGAGCCUGAAUCAUCUCUCUGUAUUUAUGAGUGUCAAGAAUACAGAACCUGUCCAUCCGGGGGGAUCGUUAUACCGGAUCUGGAAAUUUCUCGUAUUAGCACUGUCGUAUUGAUGGUAGAAAAAAGUGUGCCUAUUUCCGGUAGUUUACCUACGGAAGUGCAUUUAGACGAAUUGGAGUUGUUUGUUGGGUCCAGUCAAAAGAUCAGAAUUGAAAAUACUCCGAUGGUGUGA